AUGGGAUAUAGAGCGCAUUACCUGGUUUUAGUCAGAACUGUGAAUCAGGAAGCGGCCUGCUUCCCAGUGCAAGCUUCUGGCCUCCAGCUUCCUUUUGUUUCAUGGCUCGAUCAGCCCAAACGCCAGCUCAUGCGGGAAGAGAACCAUCUCCCCCGGCUGUACUCAAGGCAGGGCCUGUUCGGCCUCUCAGUCCAAGUGGUGCCAAAGCAGGAGGAGUUCCUCUACAGUAGACUUCUGCAUGUGGAACUGCCCGCUGGAGCCACUUCCUUGCACAUCUCCUUUAUCCUUCAGAAGAUCUAUUCUUUGUUCUUUCUAGUAUGCACAGAAUUCCUGUCCAGAUUCUACAACUCUCUGAUAGCCAGAAGAGUUACCUUUUCCCUGGACACCAUAGAAAAAGAAUUAAUCAACUUUUGCUUAGAUGUCAAAGGAAAAGAAAACCGUCUGUGCUAUUAUCUGGGAGCCACAAAAGAUGCAGCCACCAAGAUCCUAAGUGAAGUCACCCGCCCCAUGAGUGUGCACAUGCCUUCCGUGAAGAUUUGUGAGAAGCUGAAGAAGAUGGACAGCCAGAUCUGUGACCUGAAAUAUGAAAAGCAACUGGACUUGGCUUCCGUGGAUCUUUGGAAGAUGAGAAUAGCAGAGCUGAAACAGAUUCUGAGCAGCUGGGGGGAAGAGUGCAGGGCCUGUGCGGAAAAAACUGACUACGUGAAUCUGAUCAAAGAACUGGCCCCCAAAUAUGCAGCAGUGCACCCCAAAACAGAUCUGUGACUUGACUGCUGGAACAUGGAUUAUAGCUGAAGAGAGAAGGACGCGCAGGAUGUGAGCAGGUUGGGUCAGCAUGCGCUGGGCCUCUGCCUUUUCAUCUUAGUGUUGUAGCUCAGAAUUUUGUUCGGGUUUUGAGGAAUGGGAUGACUAUUACUGCUACUUUACAUUUGCUGUGCACUAAAAUCUAACAGUGCCUUUCUCAUAAUUUUCUUGUAGGGACUAUGUGAGUUAGUACUGCCUAGCUCCUAAAAUUGCUGAGAGUGAAUUAUUGAAAAUUGACGGAGUAAACCGAUUCUAAGAGUGAGGACAAUGUUCACAAACUCCUCGUUUAUACAGUUUUAAAAUUAAGUACAUUGGACAAAGACAAAAGAAACAAUAGUUAGC
Messenger RNA from Fukomys damarensis (Damara mole-rat), 1146 nucleotides. It is a transcript of the gene Cdnf, whose product is annotated as cerebral dopamine neurotrophic factor. Bases 1 to 765 code for a protein of 254 amino acids. Gene Ontology annotation, biological process: neuron projection development; dopaminergic neuron differentiation. The transcript is spliced from 6 exons. Gene Ontology annotation, cellular component: endoplasmic reticulum. The record is from RefSeq and is a predicted model, not a curated record. Lineage: Eukaryota; Metazoa; Chordata; Mammalia; Rodentia; Bathyergidae.